This is a messenger RNA of Manis pentadactyla (Chinese pangolin), 2218 nucleotides long. It is a transcript of the gene SUMF1, whose product is annotated as sulfatase modifying factor 1. The record is from RefSeq and is a predicted model, not a curated record. The transcript has 10 exons. Lineage: Eukaryota; Metazoa; Chordata; Mammalia; Pholidota; Manidae. Bases 31 to 1095 code for a protein of 354 amino acids. Gene Ontology annotation, cellular component: endoplasmic reticulum.
CCUACCGGGUCACAUGGCUCGCGGGACAACAUGGCUGCGCCCUCGCUGGGGCGGGCUGGUGGACGCUGUGCCUGGGUCGGCUUCGUCCUCUUGCUCCCGCUGCUCUCGCUGGCCGGCCGGGCGGCGGGGGGCGAAGAGGUCGAGGCCGACGCGGGCGCGGCGUCCCUCGCGGGCUCGUGCGGCUGCGGCGCUCCUCAGCGGUCCGGCGCCCACGGCAGCUCUGCGGCCGCGCAUCGAUAUUCGCGGGAGGCGAACGCUCCGGGCCGGGGCCCCAGAGAGCGGCCGCUCGAGCCCACCAAGAUGGUGCCCAUCCCUGCUGGUGUGUUUACAAUGGGCACAGAUGACCCUCAGAUAAAGCAGGAUGGCGAAGCCCCUGCGAGGAGAGUAGCUGUUGAUGCCUUUUACAUGGAUGCCUAUGAAGUCAGUAAUGCUGAAUUUGAGAAGUUUGUGAACUCAACUGGCUAUUUGACAGAGGCCGAGAAGUUUGGUGACUCCUUUGUCUUUGAAGGCAUGUUGAGUGAGCAGGUGAAGUCUGAUAUCCAACAGGCAGUUGCAGCUGCUCCCUGGUGGUUACCUGUUAAAGGCGCUAACUGGAGACACCCAGAAGGGCCCGACUCUACCGUUCUGCACAGGCCCAAUCACCCGGUUCUCCACGUCUCCUGGAAUGAUGCCGUUGCCUUCUGCACAUGGGCGGGAAAGCGGUUGCCCACGGAAGCUGAGUGGGAAUACAGCUGUCGAGGAGGCCUGCAGAAUAGGCUUUUCCCCUGGGGCAACAAACUGCAGCCGAAAGGCCAACAUUAUGCCAACAUCUGGCAGGGCGAGUUUCCUGUGACCAACACUGGAGAGGAUGGCUUCCGAGGAACUGCGCCUGUUGAUGCCUUUCCUCCCAAUGGUUAUGGCUUAUACAACAUAGUAGGGAAUGCGUGGGAAUGGACUUCAGACUGGUGGACCAUUCACCAUUCUGCUGAAAAAACGCUUAACCCAGUACCGUUUUGGAAGCUGAAAGACGUGUUAGGAGGCUGUUGUAGUAGUGCAGAAAGGCCCACCAUCAGGGAAAGACCGGGUGAAGAAAGGUGGAUCCUACAUGUGCCAUAAGUCCUACUGCUAUAGGUAUCGCUGCGCUGCUCGAAGCCAGAAUACACCUGACAGCUCUGCUUCCAAUCUGGGAUUCCGCUGUGCCGCUGACCGCCUGCCCACCGUGGGCUAAGAGGCGUGAAGAGCCUGUACGAAUCCAAGAAGAAGUGGUGUCUAACCUGUACUCAGCUUCCCUCAGAACACUGAGCAACCUCACGUGAGGAAUUCCCACCACACGGUGGGUUACGUACCUGCCCGAUGGCCAAAGGAACUGUCAUGCGAGACCAAAUCUCUGACCUGCGUCAGCAUAAUGCGCUUUAUUGUGUGGUGCAUUUCUGGGGAUCAUUGCCAUGUGUUACUUUCGGGAGUCUUUUAAAGAGGAAGGGGGUGGAGGGAACCCUGAGGUGGGCUUCAGGAGGCCUGUGUCCUUCCCAGACUCUGCCAUUAGGGUUAGACUCUGGGGUCCCAUGCUUGACUUUCCUGGGCCUCCGUGACCUCAUCUAUCAGUGAAAAAAUGCACAACAUGAUCUCUGAGGUUCUCUCCAACUCAAAAAUUCUAUGAGUAUAUCAGAUUCUAUUGUGAUUUCAUAGUAAGAAUUUAUGGCAGAUUAUUUUUUAGCUAUUUUUUUCCAUAUGUGAACCUCGGGUGAUACUAAUCAUGUAAAAUAAGAGUCCUCUUACAUAUUAUGUUCAGGAAAGGAUAGGGGUGAUGGUGGUGAUGAGUCUUUAUGUUCACACUGCACUUUGCUUUUUCAAGGAAAUCAGUGUCUUUCACAAUGUUAAGAUGAAUCCCCCGUGGGCCAGCGAUGGCAUGCUCAAGUUCAGCAAUUUGAACAUGCAGGACUGUCUGUGGGGUGACUCUACUGUGCUUUACCUUUAACAUUAAGUGCCUUUGGUUCAGGGGGACAGUUAUAAACCCUAUUUCCCCCUCUCCCCAAAGCCUUCAGUGAAUGUGAAAUAUGUGCUACGCAGAGAAACUUCUUUAAUUCUAGAUGUAGGAGAAAAGGAACAAGAGCCUUGAAUUAACUGUAUUCAGGGUAUCUGGUAUUUUGUAAUAGGGAAGUAGGGAAUCUAGUUGGCUGUGGAAUAUCAGAUGCUUUGAAUCAUGCACUAUGUCGAAUAAACUGGUAUCUGCUAAAUCAGA